Messenger RNA from Trichoplax adhaerens, 930 nucleotides. RefSeq lists its product as uncharacterized. Bases 1 to 930 code for a protein of 309 amino acids. NCBI's taxonomy places the organism in Eukaryota, Metazoa, Placozoa, Uniplacotomia, Trichoplacea, Trichoplacidae. The transcript is spliced from 7 exons. Gene Ontology annotation, biological process: monoatomic ion transport; transmembrane transport. The record is from RefSeq and is a predicted model, not a curated record. Gene Ontology annotation, cellular component: membrane. Gene Ontology annotation, molecular function: monoatomic ion channel activity.
AUGGAAAUAUUUAUGUAUAUUUCAACGUUGAUAUUGAUUACUCCACCUGGAAGAGUUCCAAAUGAUUGGCAAUGGCUAUUUGGAUCAUUUGCACUCUUUCUAUCAUGGAUUAACCUUUUGCUUUUCAUGGAAAGGAUAUCUGCUUUAGGUAUCUAUGUUAUCAUGUUAAAGUCCGUACUGUUGACCUUUCUGCGGAUCCUCGUUGUUCUUACCAUUUUUAUGGUGGCCUUUGCAUUUGCAUUUACAAUCUUAGCAGGAUCAGAAGAUGUUUUUAGCACUAUUUCAUUAGCUAUGAUUAAGGUUUUGGACAUGAUGGUGGGAGAAAUUGAUUACAAAGAUGUCUUUGUGACUGCUAUUAGUGGUAGAACUAUUAAAUAUCCGGAUAAUUAUGUUCUCGUUGCUUUUCUCGUCAUCUUUAUCUUCCUCAUGCCAAUCUUACUGAUGAAUUUAAUGAUUGGUUUAGCAAUUGGAGAUAUCGACAAAAUUCAAAGAAAUGCAAAUAUAAGGCGCUUAGGCAUUCAGAUUGAUUUUUUAGACGAUUUAGAGCGAUCAUUACCAAGAUGGUUACGGAAAAAAUUUCACUGCGUCAAAGAUAUACGGAAUACCCAAAAAUAUUUAUAUAAGUUCUACGCUUACGUUUAUGGUGAAGUUACUUCUAAAAAUGAGGAGGAUGUAGAGGAAUUUUAUAUUGAGCAAAUUGAUCGAGUUUUAACAGAGUUGGAUUGGCAAAAGAAGCAAAUAAGAGGAAUAUUUACAGAAAUGGAUAAAAUGAUGGAGACUAUACUCGAAAUUCAAAGCUUUCAAGAAUUCUCACAUCAUGCACCAAAGGGAGGAUCAAUGCAGUCUGAAGACUCUAAAAAAUCAGAAGGCCCUAAGGCGUUACUAAGUCCUGAAGCAUCAGAUACUUCGGAUGAGAAGACCUACUUGUAG